Molecule: messenger RNA, 2927 nt
Organism: Mytilus trossulus (common blue mussel)
Lineage: Eukaryota; Metazoa; Mollusca; Bivalvia; Mytilida; Mytilidae
Product: 2-oxoisovalerate dehydrogenase subunit beta, mitochondrial-like
Exons: 10
Coding region: 39-1151 (370 amino acids)
Biological process (GO): response to nutrient; branched-chain amino acid catabolic process
Molecular function (GO): catalytic activity
Source: RefSeq, a predicted model, not a curated record
GAUCAACUUCCUGUGUAUUUAGAUUCAGAAACAACACUAUGUCCUGGAAGUUUCUGCGGUGUUUGCAGAAUGCAAAGUUUUUAAAAAAGAAUUUACAGACUUCUCUGUCUGUCCACAGAUGUGUGUCAGUACAAUAUGUUCCUGACACAAUCUCUGCUGCUCACGGGGAGACAACUCGUAUGAAUUUAGUACAAGCUGUAAAUAAUGCUUUAGAUAUUGCAUUAUCUACAGAUCCAUCAGCAGUAUUGUUUGGAGAAGAUGUAGCAUUUGGUGGCGUAUUUAGAUGUAGUGUAGAAUUAAAAGAUAGAUAUGGUCGUGAUAGAGUGUUUAACACACCCUUAAGUGAACAAGGUAUUGUAGCAUUCGGUAUAGGAGUAGCUACAAUGGGUUCUACAGCCAUUGCAGAGAUACAGUUUGCUGAUUAUAUUUUCCCAGCUUUUGAUCAGAUAACAAAUGAAGCUGCAAAAUUCCGAUAUAGGACAGGAAAUAUAUUUGAUUGUGGAAAACUUACAAUCAGAGCCCCAACAGGAGCUGUAGGCCAUGGAGCAUUAUAUCAUUCACAGAGUCCAGAAGCUUUCUUUGCUCAUAUACCUGGUAUUAAAGUCGUGAUCCCUAGAGGACCCCACCAAGCCAAAGGUUUACUAUUAUCAUGUAUUAGAGACCAGAACCCUUGUAUAUUCUUUGAACCUAAGAUAUUGUACAGAUCUGCCAUUGAAGAGGUUCCAUCAGGGGAUUAUACAAUACCUUUAGGACAAGCUGAAGUUCUUUUAGAAGGUGAUGAUGUGACAUUAAUUGGUUAUGGAACACAGGUACAUGUAUUACGAGAGGUAGCUAACAUGGCAGAGGAAAAAUUUAAUGUCUCCUGUGAAGUGAUAGAUUUGAGGACAAUAUUACCGUGGGAUGAAGAAACUGUGAUAAAUUCUGUAAAGAAAACGGGUAGAUGUAUAAUUUCCCAUGAGGCACCAAUCACUAUGGGAGUGGCAGCAGAAAUAGCAGCAACAAUACAGGAUGAAUGUUUUUUGAAUUUAGAAGCACCUGUUAUGAGGAUAUGUGGUUAUGACACUCCGUUCCCUCAUGCGUUUGAAGCUUUUUAUUUACCUGACAAAUGGCGUUGUUUAGAGGCAGUUAAAAAAAUUGUUAAUUAUGGAUAAUGUAACGUGUGGAUGCUGUGAUACUGAAUCUCAUUGAUAUUUGUUUCUCGUGUACUGCAGAUUCAUUAUUUUUUGAGAAAUUCCAAUUUCCUUGGAUUUCGUUGGUAAAUGUGAUUCAUGGAUUUAAAUGGUCAACAAAAUAAAUUUAUUUUAAAAGACUUUUAUGCAAGGUUUGGUAAAACCAUGAAAUCAAAUAUAUACAUACUACAAUUUUUUCCUCAAUUCUUGAGAAUUGUUUACCACGAAAGUAAAUAGAUCUGCAGUAUAAUACAAGAAAUUGGUAUAUGCAUGGUAAAUGGGAAACAUGGAUUAAAAGGAAACUGAAAUUCAUAAAUUCCUGACUUGAACAACAGAAUAUUUGAUGUGCCAUUUAUGGAUGAAAUUUUGUCAAUGUCACUAGAACUUGAAUGCUUCUUGAAAGUGCUAGUGCCAUGUGCAAAUGCAACAUGGAAGUUAAAUUUAAAGUACUAUAAUUAUGCUGAUCUACAUAAAUUCUUUUUCAAUUUAUUAACCCUUCGGUAAACUUUGUGCACCUUUAUAAUCAUGAUAAUUGUGUUCACUAUUUAUAGAUUUAAUUGUCAAAAUACUGUGGUUUCAUUAUUAUUCAUUGGAAAUCAAUUUUCAUGGAUUUUGUGGGUACAGGUUAACUACAAAAUUAAAUGUGCAACGGAUAAUAAUUUUUUUAUUGGCUUGUAUAAAUCGGUAAAACCACGAAAUCAAAUAUCCACAAAAAAGGAAGUUUUCUUUAUCCAGAAAAUUUGGUACUCAUGAAAAUAAAUGAAUCAACAGUAUGUCAAGGGUGUUCGUUACUCUGGCUUUUGUCAUAUUUGGAAUCCUCCAGUUGUAGUGCAAAUAAAAAUGAAGCCAGCAGCUGGCAUUGAGUAAUUAUAAUCAGUAAUCGUAAUCAGAUGUAAUCGAUUACAUUGCAAAAAACAGGUGUAAUCAUGAUUACUUUAAGAUUACAUUCAUAUGAUUUAUACUUGCUGAUUACAAUACCCUAGCUUUUAUCAUGUUCAGUUGAAAAGCUAUUUUGAGAAAUGUUAUGAAUCAUUGUUCUUUUUUAUAGUCUUAGAAAGAAAGAAAAAAGUGCCAAUGAUAAGAGUAUGAAAAAUCUAAAGAGAUUUAUUUCCCUUCAAAUUUUUAAUUGAUUAUAUUUCAAAACUAAUUAAGGACAUGAGUUUUAUACUCAAUAGUUUGCUCUCAGUCUUACCAAAAGUGAUCUAGAGAUUUCUCAAAUUACCAUACACACAGAAACAAAUGACCUACCAUUUCUAACUCAGGGGUAACUUCAAAAUAGGAUGGUUUGGUAGAAGGGUUUUUAUUCUGCUAUGUUUUGAAAUUCUUCUUGAUUGUUUGAUUCUAACAAAGACAGGCACUUUAUAAGAAAUAUUUCUUUGGGAAUUUUCAAAUUCAUUUAUUCUAUACUGAUAAAGAAUCUUUAAAUGUGUGCAAGGGCAUAACAUGUAAGCAUUAUUAUUUCAUUUAACUUCUAGAUCUAUAAAUACUCAUAUUUUCCAUAAACUUGUGAUUAAUCCCUUAAUAUGUUGGGUUUUUUUAUCACACAAAGUUUAGGGACAGAUUUAGGGGACCAGGCUCUUUAUGGAGCUUGAUUUAUGGUUAAUCAAGACUUUAUUAUUUUAAAUACACCCCUUGGAUCUGUCACCAGUCCAAUAUGAUCCAGUUAUUACAAAUUUUCAAAAAGCUUGAACGCAGACUUUGGCAAAAUCAAGAAUUCAAAUAUUCACAAAAAUAUACUUUUCCCUCAAUCAUAAAUCU